This is a messenger RNA of Dissoconium aciculare CBS 342.82, 477 nucleotides long. RefSeq lists its product as uncharacterized. Lineage: Eukaryota; Fungi; Ascomycota; Dothideomycetes; Mycosphaerellales; Dissoconiaceae. The transcript is spliced from 3 exons. The record is from RefSeq and is a predicted model, not a curated record. Bases 182 to 421 code for a protein of 79 amino acids.
CCUUUCUACUUCAAACAGACCCAAAGCAUUCCGGGCAAACGCAGUGCAGAUAGAAAGGUUUCCACGCACCUCCCCAUUUCUAACAAUUGUCAUUUAAUGUCGAUUUUUCUCAAAGUAUAUGCAUGUACGAUGAUCGGCCACUGAACGAAGUCUGCUCGAAAGGACCAUUCCUCUAUGCAAAAUGAUGUUUGGGACGUCGCGACUGUUGUUGGUUAUGGCUGAAGUGUCUCUCGAAACGCGAUGUAAACGUUGCGCUUACGACGAGUGCAGGUCAGAGCAAGAAAGGAGAGAGCAUCUCUCAGACCUACAGAGUUUUCGCCAUGACUCUGCCAAUCAUUGCGGAAUCAAUAGCACGCUGGCGAAGCAUUUGAGAUUGCGAUUGUGCAGUUUACCUUCCAUGUUCACUCAUUCAAGAAUUUGAAAUCGAAAGUAUUGGCAAUCAAUGCAUCUGGAAUGCAGCCAAUCGUGCUAUUCGGA